UUUCGCAGUGAAUGUUUAUAUGUUACCGAUUUGCGGACCGUUAUAUACAACCGCUUUAAAAACUAAUUAAGUGGCAGAACUUUGACCAUGCAAAAUGGAGGUAUCGGAACAGAAGCGUAAUUACUGUGCACCUUGUGAGAAGCGCAAGACAACGACAUUCUCAGAUGGUUUCUGUUCACAGUGUGAAGAAGAAAUGUGUCUAACAUGUUUUGAUACACAUAAACAGUGGAAGCUUAAUCAGUCACAUACACGUGUCUCAUCUGUCGAGGCAACAUCUAUUAAAGGAAAUGCAACAAGCUUUGAUACAUGUACUAAACAUUUGAACGAGAUUAUCAAAUUUGUCUGUCCCGAACAUAGCCAAGUAGGUUGUGGCGAUUGUAUGGUUAUCUCCCACAAACCCUGUAAAGUACAGUUUAUACUUGAACACUCAGAUGGAUAUAAAGACAGUAAACAUUUCAAAAUGUUGAAAAAGGACAUAGUGAAGUAUAACAGUGAAGCAAACACGAUGUUGGGAAGCAUCAAGCACAACAAGGACCACGUAAAAGACGUCAACAAAAAGUUUUCUCGUGACGUCAAAUUGUACAGUGAUAAAAUUAUAUCACUUAUCAGGAGACAUACCGAUGUAAUGCUUAAAUAUGGUGAUGAUAUCAUGGCAGCAGACAUGAAAAAUCUCGAAAACAUAGAAACAGAAAAUAAAAGACUUGUUGAUGAAACAACUGGUAUGUUAGACACAUUGCAAUCUGACGCUGAUCAGCCCUACAAAUUGUUCAUCAGUUCCAUGUCAUACAAACAAAAUCUUCAUUUUGUCCACGAACAGCUAGAAAGAAUCAAAGAAAACAAUACGAUCAAAUCGUAUGACUUCAAGCGUGACUAUAAACUCGAACAGCUGAUAAAAACUUGUAAUAAGCUAGGAACAAUACAUACACUAAAUAAAUCUGCCGCACUUAGAGAAGAAACAGUAAAAGCAAAUAGAGCGACAUCGGUUACAUCGGAUCAGUCUUCAACAAAAAAACAACCGUUCCUGGGCAGGCAGCUUGUUUGCAAAAACCUCAGUAUUGACGGGGAAUUUAUCAGUUAUGCUGAAAAGGCAAAAGGUGACCUCGGUUUAUUUAUUGACAAGAAGACGGUGUAUUUAAAUGAAAAUUUUGAAGUCGAAAUUGUGAGCCUUGGUAGUGGCAAAGGAAUGGGUUUAGGUUUGGUACCGGAUGGCUUUCGUACUAAUCGUCUACCCGGAUUAGGACUUAAUUCUUACGGAUACCAUUCAAACGGCGAGUACGUGUUUAUUGCUAUAUUGUUAGGAUUCAGUCUUACCGUAGAUUUUAAGGCGAUUGAAUGGAAUAUGAUAUCAAAUUAA
Messenger RNA from Ruditapes philippinarum (Manila clam), 1354 nucleotides. RefSeq lists its product as uncharacterized. Gene Ontology annotation, cellular component: nucleoplasm; chromatin. Bases 95 to 1354 code for a protein of 419 amino acids. Gene Ontology annotation, biological process: positive regulation of DNA-templated transcription. Gene Ontology annotation, molecular function: ubiquitin-protein transferase activity; zinc ion binding. The record is from RefSeq and is a predicted model, not a curated record. The transcript has 6 exons. NCBI's taxonomy places the organism in Eukaryota, Metazoa, Mollusca, Bivalvia, Venerida, Veneridae.